This is a messenger RNA of Terrapene triunguis (Three-toed box turtle), 969 nucleotides long. Its product is annotated as olfactory receptor 11A1-like. Gene Ontology annotation, cellular component: membrane. The transcript has a single exon. Gene Ontology annotation, biological process: G protein-coupled receptor signaling pathway. The record is from RefSeq and is a predicted model, not a curated record. The coding region runs from base 1 to 969 and encodes 322 amino acids. Gene Ontology annotation, molecular function: olfactory receptor activity; G protein-coupled receptor activity. Lineage: Eukaryota; Metazoa; Chordata; Testudines; Emydidae.
AUGCAGCUCAUGGAGAAAGGAGAUGCGGAAAAUCAAACAGAUGUCACCGAAUUCAUUCUCCUGGGGUUUGGGGAUCUCCGUGAACGGCAGAUCCUUCUCUUCCUGGUUUUCCUAGUGAUCUACAUUGUGACUAUGUCAGGGAACAUCCUUAUCAUUGCUCUAGUUGUGACUGAUCAGCACCUUCACACCCCCAUGUACUUCUUCCUGGGCAACUUGUCCUGCCUGGAGACCUGCUACACUUCUGCCCUCCUGCCCAGGAUGCUGGCCAGUCUCCUGACUGGGGACAGAACCAUUUCUGUGGGGGGUUGCAUGACACAGUUUUUUUUCUUUUGUUUUCUAGCAACUGCAGAGUGUUAUCUCCUGGCAGCGAUGUCUUAUGAUCGGUAUUUAGCCAUAUGCAAACCACUGCACUAUGGAAUAUGUAUGAAUGGCAAGUUGUGCCUCCAGCUAGCAGCUGGGUGUUGGAUAAUUGUAUUUCUACCUUGUACAAUAACGAUGUGUUUUAUGUCACAAUUAAUUUUCUGUGGCCCCAAUGAAAUGGACCAUUUCUUUUGUGAUUUCACCCCAAUGCUAAAGCUCUCCUGCAGCGACACCAGCCAGAUGACGCUGGUUCUUUAUAUAUUUUCCUUCCCAGAUGCAGUUUCCCCAUUUCUAUUAACCUUGACAUCCUAUGUUUGUAUCAUUAGCACCAUCCUGAGAAUCCCUUCCACCACCGGGAGGCAAAGGGCCUUUUCCACCUGCUCCUCUCACCUCAUCGUGGUAACACUUUUCUAUGGGACCCUAAUGAUUGUCUACAUGAUACCAAAAUCCAGCAACCUGAGAGCCCUGAACAAAGUGUUCUCUGUCUGCUACACAGUCCUGACUCCCCUGGCCAAUCCCCUCAUCUACAGCCUGAGAAACAGAGAGGUCAAGGAGGCCCUGAGAAAAGCUGUCAGGAAAUGUCUGGCCCUCACAAAGAAUUCAGACUAG